CGUGUAAGCCUGGAAUGCCAUGCUCUUUGUCUCACCCCAACCCUCGCCUGAUGCUCAUGCAUUCAUUGUCUUCUAUUUCAAGCGCCGAGAACUGCGAGAUCUUCCGGAUAUGAGUCUUGGCAAUAUCAUCCAAACUCUCGGGUCUUGACAAGGCCUGGGAGAGACUCAAGAUGAACGAUGCAGGCGGGGAAAAGAUUGAUGAACAUCUCCGCGCAGCUGAUCCUGACGGUAAGAAGCUGCCAAAACAACAGGAGCAUGAGCAGAUGCAUCUGGACCCGAGCCGAUGGUGGUUCGCCUCUUCUGCCUUUCCCAUGAUAGCAGGCACAUUGGGUCCAGUCGCGUCAGCAUUCAGUAUCUGCGCCCUGGCAAGACCAUGGCGACAGAACUACCUCCCCGGCUCCAACCUGGAUGCGGCCCCGUUCAUCAGGGACCCAAUAUGGCUCACCAUCAUCAACGCCAUCCAGCUGCUCAUCGCGCUCAUAGCCAACAUGGCUCUGUUGCUUAACAUGACGCAGCGACUGAGGUUCUCCAUUGCCCAGCCAGUCACCAUUGUAGGAUGGUACAUCUCCUCCAUAUGCCUAAUUUCUCUCACCGCAACCGCCUCUGGCCCACUGAUCAUCGAGCCCACGAGCCAAUACAUCUGGUCCCAGGCCUUCUACUACGGCAUCUACGGCGCCGCCCUUUACUUCCUCGUCGCUUCCCUCAUGGCCAUCACAUUCCUCGGGGCUCAAACAGAGCACUACCCCAAAGACUUUGUGCUCACCCCUAGCCAAAGGACACUGAUGAUGCAGACUAUCUUGCUGCUCUUCUACCUCCUCCUUGGCGCGUUGUUAUUCGGUAGGAUUGAAGGCUGGAACUAUCUUGACGCAGUGUACUGGGCGGCUGUCACCCUUUUUACCGUAGGGUUCGGGGACUUCUCCCCACAAACCGGUCUGGGGAAGGGACUGGUCAUGCCCUUUGCUUUGGUGGGGAUCAUCAGCCUCGGUCUUGUCAUUGGGUCGAUUCGAAGCUUGGUACUUGAUCGUGGCAGGCGUAGGCUUAGCGCCCGGAUGGUGGAGAAGAGAAGGCGGAGGAUGCUAAAGCAGAUGACGAAGAAGGGCAAAGAUGGUAUUCUCGUGCCUAUAAAAGAGGGCGAGGAGCUCAGGCAGACGCCUUCCGAGGUUGAUCGCGGCCUGACCGAGUUUGAGAGGCGAGAAAAAGAGUUCAAGCUGAUGAGGGUUAUCCAAAAGGAGACGUCAAAAAAGAGGAGGUGGUAUGCCACUGCCGUUUCAGCGUGCACCUGGGCUGCGUUGUGGUUAGGGGGGGCAAGGAUCUUCCAGGCCUGUGAGGAACCAUACCAGGGGUGGACGUAUUUUGAUGGGAUAUUCUUUUGCUUUGUGAGCUUGACGACUAUCGGCUACGGGGACAUCGUCCCGGUCUCUAACGCGGGGAAGUCCUUCUGGGUGUUUUGGGCGUUGUUGGCUUUGCCGACAAUGACGGUGUUGAUCUCCAACGCCGGUGACACAGUGGUUAAGGGUAUCCGCGACGCCACCGACGCCAUCGCUACCAUCACCAUCCUCCCUAGUGAACGCCCCUUCAAAAAGGACCUCAAACGGUUUCUCAAACAUGUUUCGUUUGGGGUGUUCUUCAAAGAAGAAAUCAUUGAGGAAACACCCACUGGCAUUUUAGGCGAGGCUCAAGACCGCGACAACACCAGCUCGGACUCGGAAGAAGAAAACGACGCCGAGACAGCCCUUCAGCGGGGUCAAGCCGAGUCAUCGAAUUCAUCACCUACCUCCCCCAGAGUUCGAUUCAACCCGCCCUUUCGAAACGAUGACGCUCAUGACAAAAACAUUGACGAUAACACCGCCGAUGAGAACCACCCCCAUGGUCCUGGUCAACAUCUCUGGGAAAGGAAGAAAAGAAGGAAAUCUGCCCCGUUUACUCUGCCAAAUCGCCAGCAGGAUUAUUUGGUCAUUUUGAUCGAUGAAGUUGCGAGGGUUACGGCGCAUUUGAAGGAGCAUCCUCCGAGAAAGUACUCGUUUAAAGAGUGGGCGUGGUAUUUGAGGUUGAUUGGGGAGGAUGAGAGUGAUGCCGGUCAGCAUGGGAGGGCGAGCACGCAUGUGAGGACGAAGAAGGAUAAGUUUAGGGGGGGGAGGCCGAAUGAGGGGUUGGAUGAUAGGGGGGAGGCGAGGGUCACGGAGAAGGUGGUGCCGUGGAGUUGGGUGGGGAGUAAGAGUCCCUUGAUGGGGGGGAAGGAGGAGGCGGAGUGGAUUUUGGAGAGGUUGAUUGAGCGGCUGGGGGAGGAGUUGAGACGGGGGAGGAGAGGGGGGGAUGAUGAUCAGGAGGGAGAAGGGCAGCGUGAUGAACAUGAGGGAAGAGGGGGGCGUGACGAACUGUAGUGGGAGAAUGAUGUUUUGUGGAGUUCAAGGCAGGAUGAGAUGAAGAGCUGGUUGAGUGAUACCCAUCUUAAAGUUCGGCGUAAUGGUAAUUUCUGGUACAAGAUAAUAGUGAUCCUACGGUACAAGUAUAUACCAGCAAGCCGGGCGAUUCAAGAGAGCACUGAUGCUCUCAUCACUAGAUCUUUGUGCUUUUAGAGCGCUCCCGAUGAAGACGACCGCGAUUGCUGUAAACCUAUCAUGACCAUCAUGGCAACAAAAGAAAAAUCAA
Messenger RNA from Podospora bellae-mahoneyi, 2649 nucleotides. RefSeq lists its product as uncharacterized. Gene Ontology annotation, cellular component: plasma membrane. Lineage: Eukaryota; Fungi; Ascomycota; Sordariomycetes; Sordariales; Podosporaceae. The record is from RefSeq and is a predicted model, not a curated record. The transcript has 2 exons. The coding region runs from base 171 to 2381 and encodes 736 amino acids. Gene Ontology annotation, molecular function: outward rectifier potassium channel activity; potassium ion leak channel activity. Gene Ontology annotation, biological process: potassium ion transmembrane transport; stabilization of membrane potential.